AUGUGCGACUGGAAGGUGGUGAUCACAAACGCAGACAAGUUGGAAGGGAUGCAACAGGACUCGGUGGAGCGCGCUGCUCAGGCGCUGGAGAAGUGCAGCAUGGAGAAGGGUAUUGCGGCCCCUAGCAAGGAGGAGUCUAACAAGAAGUCCAACCCCACCUGGCACUGCAUCGUGGGCCGGACCUUCGGUAGCUACGUGACACAUGAGACCAAACCCUUCAUCCACUUCUCCCUGGGUCAGGUGACCGUUCUUCUGUUCAAAUCUGGUUAAUAGCGUGGAUUGUGCCAAA
Messenger RNA from Rattus rattus (black rat), 289 nucleotides. Its product is annotated as dynein light chain 1, cytoplasmic-like. Gene Ontology annotation, molecular function: dynein light intermediate chain binding; dynein intermediate chain binding. NCBI's taxonomy places the organism in Eukaryota, Metazoa, Chordata, Mammalia, Rodentia, Muridae. Gene Ontology annotation, cellular component: cytoplasmic dynein complex. Gene Ontology annotation, biological process: microtubule-based process; cilium assembly. The record is from RefSeq and is a predicted model, not a curated record. Bases 1 to 270 code for a protein of 89 amino acids. The transcript has a single exon.